Centruroides sculpturatus (bark scorpion) is the source of this 2441-nucleotide messenger RNA. Its product is annotated as protein eva-1 homolog C-like. Lineage: Eukaryota; Metazoa; Arthropoda; Arachnida; Scorpiones; Buthidae. The record is from RefSeq and is a predicted model, not a curated record. Bases 128 to 1432 code for a protein of 434 amino acids. Gene Ontology annotation, molecular function: carbohydrate binding. The transcript has 8 exons.
GAAUGCUUGACGCUUCCCUGCUUAGCUUCAGUCAGAGUAGGAAGAGGUGUGUGUUAAGAUGGUACCGAGUGCAGCUGCCAGGAGUAUAUCGGCCGCCGUGUUUCAUACAAUCGCCUGACUCGCCGCCAUGGGAACGAUAUGGCGGGAAAACGUUGCUGCUGUCUUAUCCAUCUUCUAUAUAUUGUCUAUCGGAUCUACUAACACCAGCAACCUCCCUCUGUUAUCAGGCACAUUGAAGACGAUGCAAGUUCACGCUUGCGACGAUGAAGAAUUAAAUAUCAAAUGCUGGGCCAACACAGUCAUCAGCAUAUAUUUCGCCCAAUAUGGACGAUCAGAGAAUUCUAAAAUAUGUUCUACAAACCAAGAGAUAGAUAAGAUUUCAGAAUGUUUAGUUCCUAAUGCAUUAAAAGUGGUCGAAGCCGCUUGCAGAGAAAAGAGAGUUUGUGACAUCAAAAUAACCCCUGAAACAUUUGGUGAAGAUCCAUGUCCUGGUGUUAGGAAAUAUGCCGAAGUUGCCUAUAAAUGUCGACCCAAUACGUUUUUCAAUAAAAUUGCCUGUGAAGGAGAAAAAUUAAGACUAAGAUGCCAUAAAACGCUCAAAAUUGUUAUCUAUUCAGCCUUUUUCGGGGCUACAACCAGUAGCGUGCCAGAAUGCCCCCAUUUUCCUGGACUCCCAGGAGAAGAUUGCCAAGCGAGUUACGCUACAGAAACUGUGAUGAAGAGUUGCCACGGUAGAAAGAAAUGCUCUAUAUCAGUUGAUCUGACAACAUUUGAAAAUCCUGGAUGUAAACAAGGUACAAGACUCUUUCUGAAAGUUGUAUAUACUUGUGUCCCUCAGGCAAUAUUAAAAGACUUAGAACUGGGAAGCGAUGUUGAUAAAGAUGUUGACGAAGAUAGCGAUUAUCCAACUUCCAUCGAAGAACCACGCCCAUUUGACGUGUCCACUACGUCGAUACCAUCGUUAGAAAUCACUGAUAAAGACUACGAAGGAACAUAUAAGCCUGAUGUCCAGAGUGAUGAAUACACGACUGAGGAAUUAACAGAAAACUGCACGACAGUCGAACGAAAUCAUCGUGUAAUAGGAUUUCUGACAGAAUGGAUAUCAGCAUAUACUUUCGUGAAAGCCAACCAGGAGAGAUUUAUCCUUUAUCUUACUCUUAGUUUGAGUGCUGGAUUAUUAGCAUUCUUAGUUGUAUUAGCAGGACGUUUAUACUUCCAAAGACAACAAGAACGUAAAAGAGCAAAAUUACACAUCACAGAUCCUCUGCCUUCCGUGUUUGACGAUGCUUCAGAACUUGACCAUUACGAUACUUCAGGUAGACAAGAAAAUAGUGUGGAAGUUGUCAGAUAUACCAAUAGAUCAACAAUGUCUCGACAAGAUAGUGACUCCCAUCCACGAGCACCAAUUUCUCAUAAUUAUUAUUACAGUUAGUACAAUGAGGUAUCGUAUAUUAUUAUUAUAAUAUUAUUAUUGCUAUUACUAUAAAAAAAACCAACAACAUCAACAACAAAUCGUUUUGUCUUUGAAUAGGCAGAACGAUAGUCACAACUCACCAAAGAAACUGUUAUGAAAUUGUUACUGUUAUAAAUGAACAGGAAUUGUGCAAUAUCGUUGUGCUAAUGUUAUUAUCAGGUGUAUUGCAUUAAGGAAUCGAUGUAUUUUUGAUUCCAAACAAGUACCUGAAUUAAUUAAAACAAAUUUAUAUAUAUAUAUAAAUAUAUGUAUAAUAUAUCUUGCAAACUGAUCCCACUUGAGUCGUGUACUCAAGAUAUGCUAAACCACUGCCUUGAUUUAUGGGCUUCCACCUUUUUCUGUCCCAUACUUUGUGUACUUUAACACGAUACUCAUUCUGCACUUCUCCCAACGUCCAUUCUACUGAUUUCCUACCGCACAAUUUAUCCGGAAAAGAAAAAGAAAAAAAAAAAGAGAAGUCCUAUUCGUCCUACAUGUCUCCUUAAAAGAAAAACAAAAUUACUUAGAUUUUAAAGGCUUCUAUAUUGUACAAGUUUUGAAUUCAGAUUCUUAAACAAGAAAAGAAUCAUUUAUACGGUCUUUAAACUGUAGAUAUGUUUAUAUUGAUAUAGUGUGACAUCAAAAAUUCCACGAACUUUUCGUAAACUUGAGCGCUUUUUUAAAAAAAUAAAUUUAAAACCAUGAAGCAAACAAAUACAUUGUUAAUGAAUUUUUUCUCUUUGUAAAACUGUAUUUGCCCGUGCUCCAAUUUUUGAUGUCAUUUUUUUUAAGUUUUGAUUGCCAAUUAAUAAUUCUCUCUCUUUCUAUCUCUCUUAUAAUGUUUAAAAGAUGGAGAAUUUUAAGGAAUGCCCUACAUUUUGGCUAUUUUCAAUGGAAUAUUUAACAAUUUAAUAAAGAAAAAACAGUCAUGGCCAUGUAAAAAAUUAAAUUUAAAAAUAUUUAUAGAUCCUAGAAUUAUUGUUUCAUC